AUGCUCGCUGAUGCGAUUCAACAAUACGGAAUCACAAGCAUCAUUGCGGUUGCUGCUAUAUCCACCACCUUACUCGGUGUCAUAGCCCGCAGAGCUCAUCGCAAGCCGACCCCACCUGGCCCUGAAUCGCCCUGGUUGGGUUUCGGUCAACCCCUUGUUCCGGCGUCGUCUCCCUGGUUCACCUACCAGGAAUGGCAGAAGCUCUAUGGUGAUAUCGUAUUCUACUAUGCAUUCGGAAGUCCGGUGGCCGUAAUCAACUCUGCCAAGAUCGCAGAUGACCUCCUUGACAAACGCGGGGCUAUCUAUUCAUCUCGGCCUCUCAGGACUAUGUCAAGGGAACUUAUGGGUUGGACAUGGUCUUUGGCAGGUAUGCCAUAUGGCAGUGAUUGGAGGAAAUACCGCACCGCUUUCCAGAAACAUUUCAAUCCCCGUGCAACCACUCGUUACGAACCUCUCCAGCUCAAGGAAGUCCAGACUUUCCUGCGUAAUCUCAGGCGUACCCCCGAUGACUAUUACCACCACAUGCGCAGGCACGUUCUCGUUGAUUAUUCUCGAGCUCUGAACGCUGCGGCGCUGGUCAUGAAGAUCAACUACGAUCAUGAUAUUGCCGAUGAAGGAGACUACUACGUAGCCUUGGCUGAUAGAGCAAUGAACACCUUGGUCAAAGUGCUUCUUCAUGGCUCUUAUGCGGUAGACAACUUGCCCAUCCUCAAGUAUGUUCCAAGCUGGUUCCCAGGGGCCAAUUUCCAGGUUCAAGCGAAAGAAUGGCGUAAGGAUUCGACCGCAAUGCUGGAGAAGCCCUUUGAAAUGGUCAAAAAAAGGAUGGCCGAAGGAACAGCAGGAACUUGCAUCACUACGAUAGAGCUUGAAGAUGGUGACAAAGAGAAGACAGUCGACGUUCAAAUGAUUCAAGGUAUCACCGCUGUUUCUUACGCAGCUGGUGCUGAUACUACCGUCGCUGCCAUCAUGUCGUUCAUCUCCGCAGCGAUGAAUGACCCUGUUAUCCAGCGCAAGGCACAGGAAGAAAUCGACCGCGUUGUGGGCAAUGACCGCCUUCCAACUUUCGAAGAUCGAAGCGCGAUGCCAUACGUCACCGGCAUCGUCUGGGAGAGCCUGCGAUGGAAUCCAGUUGCACCCUUGGCACUUGCUCACAGGACGACUGCAGACGAUGUGUACGGGGAAUAUUAUAUUCCGAAAGGCACGACGAUCAUACCGAAUGUCUGGGGAAUGCUACACGACGAGGCCAAAUAUCCGGAUCCUUUCAAGUUCGAUCCCGAGCGAUUCGCAGAUGAGAAGAAGAAUGCUCAACUAGGAAUCAACGAGCUGCCUCAAAGCGCCUUUGGUUUCGGACGCCGAGUCUGUCCUGGUCGCUGGCUGGCAUUGGACACUGUAUGGGUGACUAUCGCAUCGACCUUGGCCGUUUACAACAUCGAAAAGCCCAAGGAUUCAAAUGGCGUCGUCAUCGAACAACCCUUGGAAUUUACCGGUGCCGCGGUUAGUCGCCCGAAAGAUUUCAAGUGUUCGUUUGUUCCUCGUUCGGCCGAUGCCCUCGCUCUCUUCGAGUAGGGGGAACAUGGAUGUCAAUGACAAGGACUUGUUCACUAUCAAUUGGCUUGCAGGUGCACAUUGUGUCUUGCUUCUGUGUCCGUGGCCAAAUUCCUUUGUCAAACGUUCACACACCUUCCUUAGUUCAGUUGUAGUAUCUUGCUAUCCAUUUUUGACGGUUACUAUCAUGUGGCACGGUC
This is a messenger RNA of Heterobasidion irregulare TC 32-1, 1745 nucleotides long. It is a transcript of the gene cpm94, whose product is annotated as cytochrome P450 monooxygenase 94. Gene Ontology annotation, molecular function: oxidoreductase activity, acting on paired donors, with incorporation or reduction of molecular oxygen; iron ion binding; monooxygenase activity. Bases 1 to 1566 code for a protein of 521 amino acids. The record is from RefSeq and is a predicted model, not a curated record. Lineage: Eukaryota; Fungi; Basidiomycota; Agaricomycetes; Russulales; Bondarzewiaceae. The transcript has 11 exons.